Molecule: messenger RNA, 5728 nt
Organism: Dunckerocampus dactyliophorus (ringed pipefish)
Lineage: Eukaryota; Metazoa; Chordata; Actinopteri; Syngnathiformes; Syngnathidae
Gene: plekhg4b
Exons: 24
Coding region: 175-5409 (1744 amino acids)
Molecular function (GO): guanyl-nucleotide exchange factor activity
Source: RefSeq, a predicted model, not a curated record
ACGCUGCUUCUCUCACGUCCCAGCAGGAGUUUAGACGGCUCCAGCUGCCACAGAGCACAAGAGCUGGAAAUGGACCUGUUGAUAGGGAAGCACAGGGCUGCUCAUACACUGGAUUGUACUGCGUGGAUUUGACUCUACUCAUUUCUUCAUCUGGGUUUUUGCUUUGGUGCCUAAAUGUUGUCACUUGGCAAAAUGCACUCCAGAGCGAAGUCUCGCAGUUGUGACAACUACCUGAGUAUUAAGGACGCUGAGUCUUUGGACAACUGCAUCCAGAGCACAUUGUCUGCCCUAUACCAUCCCUUCAGCGCCACCGCCUCCACCGUCCUGUGGCAGCUUUUCAGCGUGGUGGAAAGACAGUACCGUGGAGACGGCCUCCGCUGCUUCAUUGACUUCUUGCUUCCUGCCAAGAGGAUCCUUCAGAUCAUCCAACAAGAAACUUGUAUAAGGUUCAGAGGACUGCUGCUCUAUCACGAAGGGUGGCCUCUGUGCAUCCAUGACAAAGUGGUCUUGCAGCUCUGCCCCUUGCACAAAGUGAGACUAAAGCAAGGAGACUUCUACCUACAAGUCGUACCUUUAGGCCGAAAGACAGCCAAACUUGUGAUAAAAUGCCUGUCGUCCAGCGGGCAGGCUAUCGUGGAGAUCCCUGUUGCGGAGAGCAUGUACGGCAGCAUCUUCACCGCUGAGUUCCUGCAGAAUGUAACACUUGAACGGAACCUGCACCCGCUACAGAGCUGCCUGCUUACGACCGGUACAUCUGUGUACAGGACCCCGUGGAAGAACGUGGUCAACCCUCUGUUUGUCAGCAACACGGCAGAAGCCAUAAUGCAAGCACGCUGCAGCAGGGGUGGCUUCCGCGGCCAACUCAGCGCAUGCAGCACCAGCGGGUCCACAGGCACCCUGGACAGUCACCGCAGCUCCAGGGAGUCCCUCCAAUCUCAGGGAGCGGACUCCACCUUCUCAGAGCCUGUCUCGCCAAACAGAAGUCACACGGAUGCCAGCAGCGAUAGCCAUAGCACAAGUAGAGGAGACAUAACAACGCCUGUCAUUAAGAUCAGUUCCAGCGAAGACUGUGGAACAGAGCACAGAGGGAAGGACUCGAGAGAAAGGGGACAAGCAUCCAAGAUGCUUUCUUUUAGUACAGACCUCAGCAAUCCAGGCCCUCGUAGACGGCACCCAAGAGACUCUGUGGCCUUUGAGAGCAGAAGACUUUUUAGGAAAUCCUACAUGGAGGCCCUGCAGAAUCCAAUGAGCCUUGGAUCCAGCUCUGAGUCCAUUCUGGAAGAAAGUCCGGAGCAUUGCGGUUUAACAGAGACAUCUGUAACGCCAGGCAGCAGCCCGGACACCCGCACUUCUUCUCGAGAACACUUAGCCAGGAGGUUGGGGAGCCGAGGAUGGCUCAGUGGUGACGACUCCAGGCCCAACACACCUUUGCAUUACUUACAAAGAGGGCUGCGGAGUGCUGAGAGGCGGGCAGAACGCCGCUCCAAGUCGCUGGAGAGGACUAACAAGGGGGGCCAGGUUAAAGCUCACCGAGAGAGGUCGUCUUCUGGCGGUUCAGCUAGCAUCUCCCCUAAAAAACUGAUGAACGGGUAUGUUCUUCGCUUUGGGAAGUUGGAAGUGGAGGCCGCUCUUCCUGGCUCUGAGAGGAGAAGCAGCAAAGAGGCGUCAGGGCAGCAAGAUGACAGCAGUGAUGGCAGGAGGUCCAAACUUGGGGAGGAGGAGUCCCCCAGUCCAAAAACUGCCAACGGGUUGGCCAUCGUGGUGGGGGUACCAUCAUUAUCAAGCUCAUCUCAUGACAGUAACUUAUCCCUACCCAAGCGGGUGUCAGAGGUUAAUCAGGAGCUGCUUGCAUCAGGUGCAGUGAUCUUGCCAGGAAGCAGAGAUCGCAGUGGGAGGGCGGUGUUGCAGGUGUGUACCAGAGCUCAGGUGUGGGCUGGUGAGAGCUGCACGGUCCAUGACCUCACCUGUUUACUGGCCUACUACCACUCUACACUGCGGAAAGAAAGGCGUGAUGAAGGUCUAACAGUAGUGAUAGACAGCAGGAGGCAGCAGCCUGUUCCUGCUCUCUCGUCAUCGCUGUCUGAAUUUCAGACAUUGGUACCAAAUGCACUUUACUCAGUUCUGUUCCUGGUGGACAAGGAGGCGACCGGCAAACUUGAAAGAGACAUUGUCAACAUCCAAACAGAGACACUGUCAUCUUUAAAGGCCCUGCUGAAGCACAUCGAGCAGAACCAGCUCACCCCUGACCUUGAGGGCACCUUCUAUUACGACCACAACCACUGGAUCCUCUUCAGACAGAAAAUUGAACCAUUUGCCAGCAGUUGUAGCGAAGCCAUCUCUUCCCUCCAGGAGUCUAUCGCCACUUUAAGCAACAGUGGCAACCUGAAGACAUCUGAGGAGGUGUUUCAAACGAUGGCGCAGCAGAAACAUCUCAUGAAGUGUGUCCUGGAUGACACCCACCUAAAUAGGUUGCGUCUGGAGGGAGGCACCAUCCUGGCCCGCAUCAGGAAGGAAGAGGCCUGUGAGAAUGACAGCUACAGGGAUGCUGUAGAUAUGUUAAAUGCACUGUACAACCAACUGGAUGAGGAGGUCCAUGAGCUUGUGAUCCUGUCCAACAAGUCUCAGAAGGACUUAGAAAGCCUGCUGGAAGUGCGCAGGUUUGAGGAGCAAACGCAACAGGUCAAACUGUGGUUCAAUGUGGAGGGAGAGAAACAUCUCAUACCUUUAGAAUCGCUAACAGUGUCUGUCAGCAAAAUAAAAGACAUGAAGGAGAGUUUGAAGCAAUUUCUGGAAGAAGCAGUGCACCAGCAGAGACAUGCACUGCAGAUGGUAAACGAGUCACCCAAGUCCAUUCCAGGCUCAGUUUUUGUGGAAUUCAAGCAUCAUCUUGGGUCCAUCCUAAGCAGAGCAGAUAGAAGGAAGGCACACUUAGACAUCCUGAUCAACCUUUACGAGUUUUAUGACUCUGUGAAUCAGUGGAUGGAGCACUGUCAGGAAUACAUCAGUCACCUGAACACCUCAGGGGAAGCACUUUCACCUGCCGUGGUCCAGAUCUUGCAGGAUUACUGCACAGAGGCCUCCAAGUUCUCCAUGGACAACUUCAGCACUCUAAAUGACAUGGUGCUGUCCUUAGAUAGUCCUCCGCAAUUGCAGCAGUGGAACACCGUUUGGCAAAAGUGUCAGCAGACCAAGCACCAGCUGGAGGACACGUUGGCCCGUGCCAUGAAGGCGUCUUCAGACUCCAUGGCCUCUGAUCUGAAAUAUGCUGUAAAGCCUACGGAGAGCGAGACGAGUGCACCAGAGGAGAGUGGAUGCGUGUUUCUGCCUGAAGGGUCUACUUGCUCCAGCAGGGCAGUUACCCCACUGACUGUCGAGGACUCAAAACCUUUAUCCAAAAGCCCUUCCGGUUCCAUCUCAUCCUCCUCACGCUUAACUUUCCCCCCUGACAGCACACUGAGCCCGUCCUCGUUCGAUGACACAGACAGCGACUGCACUGUUGACUCCACCAUCUCAUGCCAUUCGGAGCCCAUCUACUCUCCGGCAUCCCGAGUCCGCAAGCCGCCAAUGAAGAAGAUCAUGAAGAAGACCAUGAGUUACGAGCUGACGCAGCGAGACGGCGGACACUCAGAUGUCAGCCAUGUACACGGUUACACGGGCGUUUACAUCAAGGGGCUGGAGGUGGCCAAUAAUGUGUCUGUGGAGAAGAAGCUGCAAAGACCCGAUGUCAUGAGCCCGACAUUAGGGCGUAGUCGGAGCAUGUCCACGCCCUCCAGGAUACAUAACAGACACAUCGAAGAUGAUGGAAAGAAACAGAGCAGCAAAGUGCAGCACAUCAUGGAUGAGAUGAUCGCCACCGAGAGGGAGUACGUACGCUCUCUCAGCUACGUUAUUGAGCAUUAUUUCCCGGAGAUGGAACGCCUGGAUCUGCCGCAGGACCUGAGGGGCAAACGCAGCAUCAUUUUUGGGAACAUGGAGAAGCUGUGGGACUUCCACAGCCAGUACUUCCUCAAGCAACUGGAGGCGUGCGCACACUCGCCGCUGUCCAUCAGCAGCUGUUUUCUUCGCCACGAGGAUCAGUUUGGAAUGUAUGCCCUGUACAGCAAGAAUAAGCCCCGGUCCGACUCUUUGCUCAGCAGCCAUGGGAAUGAAUUCUUUAAGAAUAAACAGCUGGAUCUGGGGGACAAGAUGGACCUGGCGUCCUACCUGCUGAAGCCCAUCCAGAGGAUGAGUAAAUACGCUCUACUGCUGAAGGACCUCAUCAAGGAGUGCAGCCAGUCCCAGGCGCAGGAGCUGAGUGACCUCCGGACCGCUGAGGAGAUGGUCAAGUUUCAGCUUCGCCAUGGCAACGACCUGCUGGCUAUGGACGCUAUCCGGGGCUGUGAUGUGAACCUAAAGGAACAGGGUCAACUGCGCUGCCAGGAUGAGUUCAUCGUCUGGUGCGGACGCAGGAAGUACCUCCGCCACGUCUUCUUGUUUGAAGAUCUCAUACUCUUCAGCAAGACCAAAAAGAUAGAAGGAGGAUAUGACAUUUACAUCUACAAACAAUCCUACAAAACAGCUGAGAUCGGUAUGACUGAAAAUGUUGGUGACAGCGGACUGCGCUUUGAGAUCUGGUUCCGGCGGAGGAAGUCCCAGGACACAUUCAUCCUCCAAGCCGGCUCUGUGGAGGUCAAAGCCGUGUGGACGUCCAUCAUAGGGAAGAUCCUGUGGAGGCAGGCGCUCAGGAACAGAGAAUUGCGCAUGCAAGAGAUGGUGUCCAUGGGCAUUGGAAGCAAGCCUUUCAUGGACAUUAAGCCCAGUGAUGCAGCCAUCAAUGACAGAGCUAUCGACUAUAUCAUGAAGCGGUCUGAGUGUAGGACGAGAGCGUCCAUCGCCGUACCCUCCUAUGAAUACUCGGCUUCCAUCAAGAGACCUCACUCCACCAUCUCCAACAGCAGCACCUCCUCCUCCAGCAGCCAGUCGUCCUCCUCCCUACUGGGGUCGCUCAACCUCCACCUGUACUCGUCCCCGUCUCACCCACACACCCACCCUUACCCACUGGCCACCGUUCCUUCCUUCGCCCAGUGGCCGUACGACUGCAUCGAGGAAGACGAGCUGGAGCACGACUCCAGUGGCCAGCCCUCCAUGAUAACAGAGAAUUCCGAGACGUCUUCCCAGUGCACCUCCACUGACAGCGUGACCGGCCUGAGCACGCUCACCUUACCCGGCCACCCCGACAUAGUCCUGGACUCAUACAACAACAACAACGACGACGAUGAAUCCUCCUUCCUGUGCUCCUCCACUCCUCCAUCUUCCAUGGAAUCCUCCUCCAUCUUCCCCAAAAGUGAAGAGCUCCCACAGCAGGGCAACAAGUUCAUCACAGCAAGCAAGACCUCUCAUAUAGCCAUAGGCCUUUCUACAGUGGUGUGACGUUUAGCUCACUGUAAAGUUCUCAACUUCACCUACCAUGUUGGAGCACUGAAGACUUCCAAGGUCGCGUCAUUUUAUUAAUAAAAUAAUUGGACAUGAUCAUAGCAUGAUGGUACUCAUGUGGUUUCCUUUAAAAAGUAACUAUAGGUAUGAGUCUGUGUUUAUAUUGUAGAUGUUUUUUUAUUGUUAUUAUGAUAAUUAUUGUGUAAUUUACAAAGCACAGACUAGCUGGCAGAUAAAUGUUUCUCUACUGUCAUAUUAUUACUGUGGUGUGCUGUCCUGCCUUGUACAGAUGAUUAAAACAUUUGUAUUAAAAAUG